AUGCUCCAUCUCAACAAAGACGGAACCACCGACUUGACUUUAGCGUCGAAAAGCGAGGAAAUCGUGUGGAAAGUUUUGGUGAUGGACCGCAAAUCGCAGGCUGUGGUAUCGUCUGUGUUGCGUGUCAAUGACUUACUCCGCUGUGGAAUCACCGUGCACGCGUUGAUUACGGCGCAAAGAUCGCCGUUGCCCGAUGUUCCUGUGAUUUACUUUGUCGAGCCCACGGUGGAAAACGUUUCUGCCAUUAUAGAGGACUUGCAGAGCGACAAGUACGACUCCUUCUACAUCAACUUCACUCUGUCGAUCGCCCGCGAGCUUUUGGAGGAUUUCGCCAAGAAAGUCUCCUUGUGCGGGAAGGGAAGCAAGAUCAAGCAGGUGUUUGACCAGUACUUGGAUUUUGUCGUGACAGAGCCCAACUUGUUCUCGCUUGGCAUCCCUCGCACUUUUGCUAAGUUCAACAGCCCCUCCACCAGCGAGGACGAGAUCCACCAGCUCGCAAACAGAGUUGCUGAUGGUAUGCUAGCCAACUUGAUAACAAUGGGUUCGGUUCCCAUUAUCCGGUGCCCAAAGAGCGGGCCGGCUGAGCUUGUGGCUACGCAGUUAGACUUGAAGUUGCGUGACUAUCUCAGCAGCUCCCGAAGCAUGGCCAACCAUACGGUUCAGCUGAGACCCGUGUUGAUUCUCUUGGAUCGGAACAUUGAUUUAGCUUCCAUGUUCUCGCACUCUUGGAUCUACCAGUGUAUGGUGAGUGACGUUUUUGAAUUGCGUCGAAAUACCAUUAGGGUGGCCAAGUAUGACGACUCGUCCGCCACCCCUAAAGUCCGCAGCUACGAUGUGGACCCGAAGGAUUUUUUCUGGAACAAGAACGCCCAGUUGCCGUUUCCAGAUGUGGUUGAGAAUGCAGAUGUCGAAUUGAACUUGUAUAAACGCGAGGCUCAAGAAUUGACCAACAAAACAGGCAUUACGUCUUUGAGCGACAUCGAUCCCAAUGCAAAUGUCGACACCUCUUUAAUCCAGCAAGCAGUGGAGGCAUUGCCCGAAUUGACUGCCCGCAAAGUCACUUUGGAUAUGCACAUGGACGUUUUGGCCUCAUUACUAAAAGAAUUAGAGGCGCGGUCGUUGGAUAAAUUUUUCGAAAUUGAACAGAACUUUGCCAACCCAAAGGUGCAGAGCGAGUUCUUGGACUUGUUGCGGUCGGACUCGAAGCGUGACAAUUCUGUGGACAAGUUCCGGACGUUUUUGAUUUUGAAUUUGUUGGCAAACGUUUCGGCCAGUUUCAACACGGAGUGCGAGCAGGUUUUCGCCCAGAAAUACCCGGAUAUCGACAUGAACGCGUUCCGCUACAUCCAGAAAUUCAAGCAGAUUUUGAAUUUGUCGAAGAAUGCUGCUUUGCAUGAUUCUUCCGCUUCUGGUAAAUCGUCGCUUGGCGAAAACAAUUCUGCGUUGUUCAACGGCUUGUCGUCCAAGUUGUAUGGUUUCACCGAAGGCCGUAUUUCGGAAGGUAUUUCCUCCUUGGCCACAGGAUUGAAGAAACUUUUACCUGACAAGAAAAACCUUGCCAUAACCAAUAUCGUGGAAGCUAUAAUGGAGCCAAGCAACGCUUCGAAUAACUUGAUGCAGCUCACAGACGAUUACUUGUACUUGGAUCCAAGAUCAAGAGGCGGCCACUCUAAGCCACCUAAAAGACAGUCGUACGAGGAAGGCAUUGUUUUUGUGGUUGGCGGCGGCAACUAUUUGGAGUACCAGAACUUGACCGAGUGGGCACACCAGCCUAAUAAAACAGAAAAGCGCAUUGUGUACGGUAGCACAGAGAUUGUUACGGCUAAGGAGUUUUUAAGCGAGGUUUCUGAACUUGGGAAGUUGGAAGCUUGA
Messenger RNA from Clavispora lusitaniae ATCC 42720, 1872 nucleotides. Its product is annotated as syntaxin-binding protein. The record is from RefSeq and is a predicted model, not a curated record. Gene Ontology annotation, cellular component: cytosol; Golgi membrane. Gene Ontology annotation, molecular function: syntaxin binding. Gene Ontology annotation, biological process: intracellular protein transport; endoplasmic reticulum to Golgi vesicle-mediated transport. NCBI's taxonomy places the organism in Eukaryota, Fungi, Ascomycota, Pichiomycetes, Serinales, Metschnikowiaceae.